AUGGAUCCUCCAACAACCCCCACCCAAAACCCUCGCUCCCUCCACACAGAUUCUAUAAUCUCAUCUCUCCUUUCAUUUCCCGCCUCCACUCCCUUCUCCGUCGCCUGCUCCUUCGAUCGAGAGCUCGAGAAAGCUCUCGCCUCUGCUUCCGAUGACGCCUCUGUUCAGGAUCGUCUCCUGAAUCGAACCAUCAACAUCGCAUCGCUUCUUCUAGAAUCCACUGAGCGGUGCUUCCGCCAGCGAGCUGCAGCUCACAACUCCAUUUCCUGGGUCCUCCCUCCCGAACUCACCAUCAAGGUGUUUUCGAAGCUUGAUACAAAGUCUUUGAUGCAAGUGGCUGCGUGCUGCACCGUGUUCAACAAAUGUGCGAUGGACCGUUCAUCUUACGCCCACAUCGACUUGACUACAGAUACCAUACAAGCUGAUAACGAAGUUGUGUGUACAAUGAUCCAUCGUGCGGGUAAAGAACUCAGAUCCAUCAAGCUUGGUCAUGUUACUCGGCGAUAUGGACCUGAACCUAAUCCAAUUUGGUUUAAUGGACCUUUUCUUUCCUCACUAUCCUAUAAUCAUGGUUUUCUUGGGAGGCGCUUGAGAAGCCUACGGCUUUACAAUAUCAGACCGAUGAACUACAGUUCCUUAAGCAAUGUGUUGUCAGUUUGUUCGAAUCUCACUGAUCUGAGGAUUGUUGGAUUCAAUUGUCCAUUUAUGCCUCUAUUUAUGACCCUCUCAAAAACAUGUCGUCUGAUAGAGCACCUGUGCUUAGGGAGCUAUCACCCCCUAGAUACCAUAGACACUCAAAGAGGUUCAAACUUGAUAGAGUUUGUGGCCAACUCCCCAAACUUAACUUCUCUAAGGCUCAUUCGUUUUCGACUAACCGAUGAACUGGCACGUAUUCUUUCUCAGAGUUCUCGUACACUGAAGCACCUGAAUUUGUCUAGAUCGCCUACAAUCAAUGGUCGUUUUCUGAGGGAUGUAAGAAAUAGCUGCAAGGAGAGUCCACUCAAGACUCUAAUAAUGCGCAACUGCCUUAAACUAGAGGAGAAAGAAGUGUUGGAACUCUGCAACUCAUUAAUCAAAGGAAACUUCAAAUCCAUUCGGCACAUUGAUGUUUCAAAUAACAGAGGCUUAGUUUCUGAUGAUGGCAAGAGAUCUUACAAACCAAAGUAA
Messenger RNA from Eruca vesicaria subsp. sativa (arugula), 1167 nucleotides. NCBI's taxonomy places the organism in Eukaryota, Viridiplantae, Streptophyta, Magnoliopsida, Brassicales, Brassicaceae. The record is from the annotation of a GenBank genome assembly.